AUGUCUUCUCCGAAUUCCAACUUUCUCGAGAUCGGCUCGUUCAAGUUGCGUACAGAUCCAAUCAAUUCUGACGAGAGAAUCAACAUCAGCUAUCAGCGCGCUCAUGCAGUGGCCAAAGCAUAUGAUAUGAAGAUCCACGAUGUGCUUAACCUGUCCCCUAAAUUUUGGCAGUUGCACCAAGAUUUUAUCGCUGCCUUCGAUUUUGCUGCUUAUACCCUCGUUACGAUCCAACUCAAUCUUGCCGCUGGAACGCUGGCACCGUUUGCUGCAAACAAUGUGCAGUAUAGGCCCCUGUUGGAGGAUAUCCUCACCUUUAAGAUCUCAGCACAGUAUAUGCUCACAGAGGUUGGUCAUGGAUUAGAUGCACGCAACCUAGAGACAACGGCAACACUACUCCCAAAUGGCGACUUUGACCUUCACACGCCCAACUUUAAUGCUGCUAAAAUUAUGCCACCAACCUGGCCUAGGGUAGGCUUCCCUCGAGUAGCGGUCGUAUUUGCCCGGCUCGUUGUGCGAGGCGAAGCCAGAGGAAUUCGACCAUUCAUUGUCUGGCUGAAUAAUGGAGAAACUAUGCAUGCCGGAGUAACAGCAAAAAUGCUUCCUGUGCGAACUGGGUCGAAGCCUUUGGAUCAUACCAUCACCACUUUCUCUCAUGUCCAAUUGCCAUUCUCAGCACUGCUUGGGUCCCUCGAAAUGCCAGCAAACGAACGCAACAAUUUCUUGUCAGUAACCGGGCGCAUCGGCGUAGGGUCUCUGGCACUCACGAUGGGCCUCACUCCCAUGUUGAAAAGGUCUGUAUUUGUUGCAGGAAAAUACAGCAUCAAGCGUCAAAUUUUGGGAUCAAAGGAUAAGCCCGUUUCCAUAAUCUCACUUCGAACACAGCAACAACCCAUACUGCAUGCACUGGCCACGAUCGCGGUUUUGGAAGCGUAUACACAGGAGAGUAUAUCGUUUUUCCAAGAUCCAACUCUGGAACCAGCUGUACGAUAUGGAAUUGUAGCGGCGUUUAAGGCUGUCGUGGUUCAAGCCACCCAUUCGGCUUUAUAUUCUCUUACAGAACGGUGUGGUGCACGCGGACUAUACGCAGAGAACCACAUCAUCGAAUCACUAUUAGACUCGCACGCUAUCUCCAUCGCUGAAGGGGAUACUUUGGCCCUAAGUAUUAGGCUCGGAACCGAACUGCUGGUCGGUCGAUAUAAGCUGCCACCUCCGAAGGACUCUAAAGACGUCUUAGCUCAACAUGAAAUGGGUCUCCUAGAGGAAUCACGUUCUUUAUUGAAGGGUAUAUCAGGAGGUCACAGGGGUAGCGAGUUCAACUCGUUGAUUCUACCAAGGUGCCAGCCUAUAGUACAGGCGAUUGGUCAUCGUCUGGCCUACGAGGCCGCUCUAAAGGCGGGCGUCGAUCGGGAUCUAGUGCACUUAUUCAAAACUGGCGUUAUGCUGCACGACCCAAGCUGGUAUGUCCAACAUGCCAAAAUUAGUCGGGAAAGUAUGUUUGGGGAUGAGGCGCAGGCACUAGAUUCCGUGUUACCGCAGCUCGACAAGUUACUCGAUCGGACUGGAGCGCAGCCUUACUGCAGUGCGCCAAUUCUCUCAGAGGAUUCAUGGGAAGGGUUUGUUGACCACUUGGAGACACGGGAAGGCACACAGGCUCAGGACAUGCCCAAAAAUUCCAAGCUGUGA
This is a messenger RNA of Aspergillus candidus, 1683 nucleotides long. Its product is annotated as putative acyl-CoA oxidase. Gene Ontology annotation, biological process: lipid homeostasis; fatty acid beta-oxidation using acyl-CoA oxidase. Gene Ontology annotation, molecular function: fatty acid binding; acyl-CoA oxidase activity; FAD binding. Gene Ontology annotation, cellular component: peroxisome. The transcript has 6 exons. The coding region runs from base 1 to 1683 and encodes 560 amino acids. NCBI's taxonomy places the organism in Eukaryota, Fungi, Ascomycota, Eurotiomycetes, Eurotiales, Aspergillaceae. The record is from RefSeq and is a predicted model, not a curated record.